GGCAAUCUUUCUGCCUACGUGGGAGAGAAGGCAGGGUUGGGGGAAGUGUAAAAACCUGAACCUGAGGCGCUGCAGCCUGGGGAAGAUUUUGGUGGGAGAAGUAGAGGGGGAAAGACCUGCUGGGAGGGGAGAGGUGAGGCAGACAAAUAGGUCGCUGCUCCUGGGGCGGCACAAAGUUCUUCGAGAUGUGGCUGAAGCCUGAGGAAGUGCUCUUGAAAAAUGCGCUGAAGCUGUGGCUGAUGGAAAGGUCCAACGACUACUUUGUCCUGCAACGGCGUCGAGGCUACGGGGAGGAAGGUGGAGGGGGACUCACAGGUCUUCUUGUUGGGACUCUUGAUUCUGUCUUAGACUCUACAGCCAAAGUAGCUCCAUUUCGCAUCCUACACCAGACACCAGAUUCUCAAGUUUACUUGUCAAUAGCAUGUGGAGCCAACAGAGAAGAAAUAACCAAACAUUGGGACUGGUUGGAACAAAAUAUCAUGAAGACUUUGUCUGUGUUUGAUUCAAACGAAGAUAUUACUAAUUUUGUACAAGGCAAGAUAAGAGGACUAAUUGCUGAAGAAGGAAAACAUUCUUUUGCUAAAGAAGAUGAUCCUGAGAAAUUUCGAGAAGCCCUUUUGAAAUUUGAAAAAUCUUUUGGUUUACCAGAGCAGGAAAAAUUAGUAACCUAUUAUUCGUGCAGUUAUUGGAAAGGACGGGUUCCUUGCCAGGGUUGGCUCUAUCUUAGUACCAACUUUCUUAGUUUCUAUUCUUUCUUGCUGGGAUCAGAAAUAAAACUCGUUAUCUCCUGGGAUGCAAUCUCCAAACUUGAAAAGACUUCAAAUGUUAUACUGACAGAGAGUAUUCAUGUGUGUUCCCAAGGGGAGAAUCACUAUUUUUCAAUGUUUUUGCACAUUAAUGAAACAUACCUUCUUAUGGAACAGCUGGCAAACUAUGCCAUAAAGAGACUUUUUGAUAAGGAAACAUUUGAUAAUGACCCAGUGCUUGAUGAUCCUCUACAGAUUACCAAAAGAGGUUUGGAAUAUCGGGCCCACAGUGAGCAAUUUAAUGCCUUUUUUAGGCUACCCAAAGAAGAGACUUUGAAAGAAGUACAUGAAUGUUUCUUAUGGGUACCAUUCGGCCACUUCAGUACUCAUGGAAAAAUGUGCAUUUCAGAAAACUAUAUCUGCUUUGCUAGCCAGGAUUGUAAUCUCUGUAGUGUAAUCAUUCCAUUACGAGAGGUCUUAGCUGUAGAUAAAACUGAUGACUCCAGCAAAUCUGUCAUCAUUAGCAUCAAAGGAAAAACAGCUUUUCGUUUUAAUGAUGUUAAGGACUCUGAACAAGUGGUGGCAAAACUCAGGCUCAAGUGUGGGGCAGCUGCAACUCAAUGUGAUGUUAGCACAGAGGUUGCUCUUAGUUCUGACUCUACAGGCCUAUCUGGUAAUGUUGAGGAGCAAUCUCUGACAUGCCCGAAAGAAUCCAGUAAAACUGUGAACACUGAAGCCUUAAUGACAGUUUUUCAUCCUCAAAAUUUGGAAAAUCUUGAUUCUAAAAUGUUGAAAGAAAAGAUGAAGGAACAGUCAUGGAACAUCUUAUUUUCAGAAUGUGGACGUGGUGUUAGCAUGUUUAGGACCAAAAAGACUCGAGAUCUGGUUGUAAGAGGGAUUCCAGAGACUUUAAGAGGAGAGCUCUGGAUGCUUUUCUCAGGUGCUGUUAAUGACAUGGCUACUAAUCCUGGCUAUUAUGCUGAAGUGGUUGAACAAUCCUUAGGGACCUGCAACUUGGCUACUGAAGAAAUUGAACGUGAUUUGCGCCGCUCUCUGCCUGAGCACCCAGCAUUUCAGAGUGAUACUGGUAUAUCUGCUCUGAGGCGGGUACUCACUGCUUAUGCAUAUAGGAAUCCCAAAAUAGGAUACUGCCAGGCAAUGAACAUUUUGACUUCAGUAUUGCUUCUAUAUGCAAAAGAAGAAGAAGCUUUUUGGCUUCUGGUUGCUGUAUGUGAACGAAUGUUGCCUGAUUACUUUAAUCGUCGAAUCAUUGGUGCCUUGGUGGAUCAAGCAGUGUUUGAAGAACUUAUCAGAGAUCAUCUUCCUCAGCUGACAGAACACAUGACUGAUAUGACAUUCUUCUCCUCAGUUUCUCUUUCAUGGUUCCUCACACUUUUUAUUAGUGUGCUACCUAUUGAAAGUGCAGUCAAUGUGGUGGACUGUUUUUUCUAUGAUGGAAUAAAGGCCAUUUUACAAUUAGGAUUAGCAAUACUUGAUUAUAAUUUAGAGAAACUUCUGACAUGUAAAGAUGAUGCUGAAGCUGUGACAGCUCUAAACAGGUUCUUUGACAAUGUCAUUAAUAAAGAUAGCCCGUUGCCUUCAAGUGUUCAGCAGGGUUCAAAUAUGAUUGAUGAGAAAAGCGGUCAUAGUAGAGUGGAUAUUACAGAUUUGAUUAGAGAGUCCAAUGAGAAAUAUGGUAGUAUUCGUUAUGAAGAUAUACACAGCAUGCGCUGUCGAAAUAGGUUGUAUGUGAUUCAGACCCUGGAGGAAACGACAAAGCAGAAUGUGUUGCGUGUGGUAUCACAAGAUGUGAAAAUGAAACCUCAUGAAUUGGAUGAACUUUAUGUCAUCUUUAAGAAAGAACUGUUUAUAUCUUGUUACUGGUGUUCGAGCUGUCCAGGAUUGAAGCACCAUGACCCCAGUCUACCUUAUUUGGAACAAUAUCAGAUUGACUGCCAACAAUUCAGAGUAUUGUAUCACUUGUUGAGUCCCUGGGCUCAUUCUGCAAACAGAGACUCACUAGCUUUAUGGACAUUCAGAUUGUUGGAUGAGAAUUCUGAUUGCCUUAUAAACUUCAGAGAAUUUUCCUCUGCAAUUGAUAUAAUGUACAAUGGAAGUUUUACUGAGAAACUUAAGCUGCUUUUUAAGCUGCAUAUUCCUCCAGCUUAUACUGAAGUGAUGUCUAAGGAUUCUUCAAAAGGAGAUGAACUUUCCACAGAAGAAUUGCUUUAUUUCAGUCAGCUCCACAUUUCCAAGCCUGCGAAUGAGAAGGAAACAGAAUCAGGAAAAAAUAGUCCUGAAAAAGGUAAAGGAAAAAUUGAUAUUCAAGCCUAUCUAAGUCAAUGGCAAGAUGAGAUCUUCAAGAAAGAAGAAAACAUUAAAGAUUUACCAAGAAUGAAUCAGUCACAAUUUAUUCAGUUUUCAAAGACCCUCUAUAAUUUAUUUCAUGAGGACCCGGAGGAAGAGUCACUAUAUCAAGCCAUUGCUAUUGUAACCAACCUUUUGCUCCGGAUGGAAGAAGUCGGAAGGAAGCUACAUAGUCCCACAUCAUCCGCUAAAGGAUUCUCUGGUUCAGUCUGUGAUUCUGGAGGACCCAGUGAGGGGAAAACAGAGAGCCACAUGGGGAAAGACCCUUCCUCUCCUAGGGAGGAACCACAGUGGUCUUUUGCGUUUGAACAGAUUCUUGCUUCUCUGUUAAAUGAACCGGCCCUGGUGAGGUUUUUUGAAAAACCUAUAGAUUUAAAAACCAAGCUAGAAAAUGCGAAAACCUCUCAGUUAAAGUCUAGAACCAAGAUAUAAAUGUCUUAGCAGAAAUUGUCUGCCAUAGUCAGGUUUACCAAGAUUCCUAUAGCCGUCAGCUUGAUUCCUGGGAGUAGUUCUCAGGGGUAUAUUGUGGUACCCAUGUGCUUGAAGUAAAAAAAAUGAAAGAUACUCAGAAGCACAAUGAUUCAUUCCUUUCAGUUGACUGUAAUUUUUUAUAGUCUCCCUUACAAAUGCUCUGUGUGUUUCAAGAUACACAGCCUCAGGGCUGUAUGCUCAGUGCAACCACCAGAGGGCACCACCAUAUCAUUUUUAGUGAGUAAGUUAGAGGAUUGUGCUGCUAUUUUACAUGAGGUUAGUGAUUUUGAAAACGUGGUGGUGUGUUUAUUAGAAAUACUGUUAUGUUAUAUUGCUAAACCUGUUUUCCAAAUUGCCUCAAUCUCAUCAAAAUGCUUCAGAAAGCUGGGCUUUAGUAUAGUAGCCUUAAUUAUCUAGAAGAUUAUGAUUUGGGGCCCUUGAUUCCAAGUUAUCUAACUGAAAGUUUAUCAGCUUUCCAAACAAGUUUAUUCACUAUAGUAAUACAUGAGGUUUAUUUUUUAGCAACGUUAGCAUUCUUUCUGCUUGAAGGAUUCAGAAUCUUGUAGCUCACACUACUAGCUCUGUUACUGAUGUAAAACAAAUCAAGAACUCUAAACUCUGGGGUGAUAUAAAGAAAAAAAUUAUUGGAUUUAGACUUAAGCUGAGUGAAAACAGCCUUUUGAAAAGACUCAAGAAACAGUUCAUUUAACUAUAUAGGCCUCUCAUUAGGCUGAGAGAUUACAAGAAAUUCUUCAGAACACUGCCCUUUGUGGCUUUUAUCUCAGAAUAGCUUGUGAUUGCUUGUGUUCUACCUUUAUAUUUUGAAUUUUCACCAGUCACGUUUUACUUGACAGCAGGUAGUGCAGAAUAGUUACACUAAGACUGAAUUGCUGUAUUAGUCUGUCAAGCACAUGAAGUAUAUGCCAUGUAAUGUUUACAACGGUACUAUGUAGAACUGUCAGCAUCUACCUUAAAAGGUUUGACUAUCUGACUUGACGUAUUUUUACACAGUUUAUGCUACUUCUGUGUCAGUCACUACAUGACAGUCCAUUUAGAGAUAUGUGGACUUUAUUAGCACUUUUUUUUAAAAAAAGCAAACAAACCACAUGUGUCCUCUCUUCUGCCCGGUUUUUGACAAAAGCAAUUUAUUAAGCAGUUAACUUGGGAAAUGGGGGGAGAAUUGUCCAGUGGAGAUUCCUUGUUCAUACAAAACUGGUUUAAAUCCUGUUGACUUGCCUAGAAGUGAAAGAGAUAAAAGGAUAGACCUCCCUUGUGGUGACCAAAGAAGUCUCCUGUACUGGGAAGGAAUUGUUAUGGCCAACCUUUGGCAAGAAUGUACUGUGAAUAAAACCUAACACGGGGCCUUUUUACCAUAAAAUAAGUUACUUUCAAAGAAGUUAAACAAUUUUAAAAGUUGAACUUUUGGAAAUUCCUAUGUUGGGUUUGGCUAAAUACUAUUAAUUUCUUUAAGAUUUGAUUGUGUUGUCUUUUCAAGGAAAUUACCACUUAAAGAGUUCAGAAAUAAGCCUCUAUGCCUUUACUCGGAAAUGAUACAUUGAAAUAUCUCCAAAUUUGCAAGCUUAGUUAAUAGUUUAUAUGAAACUGUUGCACAUCUGCUAUUAUGCCAUGAUUGUUCAAUUAUACUACAAUAGCUCUAGAAAGAUAUGUGGUCUAUGCUUAUAUAGAAAGGCUGUGUUAUACCCACUUCGUUAAAUAUUUUGUCAGUUGUAUUUAUAACAAAUGCUUUCUUAAGAAAAUAGUUUAUUAAUAUUUGAUAUUACUUUAAAGUCGGAAUAUUAAAGAUUACUAAGUAUUUUAUUUUAGACUAAACUAAUUAAAAAUAAAUAUUUAAGGAGAUUUUUGAGUUGCAAAAAGGUUAUUAUAAAAUAUUAUAAAAGAUUCAGGUUAACAAGGCAAAAAAUUAUUUUCUGAGUGUGCAGGAGAAAUAAGCUAAAUACAUUAUAGUUUUAUAGCUGCUUCCCUAUUAAGCAAACAAGUUGUUCCUAAUAUUAAAUACCUUUUGUUGUGUCAAACUAAACCAGUGCAUUAUGCCUUAUACAUUAAAUGUUAUGAGGUGACUUUACUUGUCUUUAUAAAAAUAAAUAGUAUAAAUCUAA
Nannospalax galili (Upper Galilee mountains blind mole rat) is the source of this 5701-nucleotide messenger RNA. It is a transcript of the gene Tbc1d8b, whose product is annotated as TBC1 domain family member 8B. Lineage: Eukaryota; Metazoa; Chordata; Mammalia; Rodentia; Spalacidae. Gene Ontology annotation, molecular function: calcium ion binding. Bases 186 to 3545 code for a protein of 1119 amino acids. The transcript has 21 exons. The record is from RefSeq and is a predicted model, not a curated record.